UUUCGGGUAACAAUAAUUACUUUGUUGUAAACUGCGAGUGAUCUAUCUGAUUGGUAACAUCUUCAAAGGGAGCUGUGUCAGAAGAGCAAGUUACAUUUUUUGCCUUUCUGCACUGUGUUAACUUCAACGCUUGUUUAUAACUAGCAGAGGUGAAACGUCUGAGAAUGGGGCAGAUUGAGUGGGCAAUGUGGGCCAACGAACAGGCUCUAGCUGCUGGACUUAUUCUGCUAACAGGAGGCAUCGUGGGCGUAGCCGGCCAGUUCAGAGGCUGGGAAUUUGCAGCGUAUGGAAUUGCUGCAGGUGCAUUUGUAUGUCUACUUGAGUAUCCAAGGGGAAAGAGGAAGAAUAAGGCAACUGGUACAGAAAGAAUGGGACAGAGGUGCCUGACAAUUUGUGUUAAAGCUUUUGGACCCCUGACAAGGAACUAUUAUGUUCGAGCCUUUCUGCAUGCUGCGCUGGCAGUGCCUGGAGGAUUUAUUUUGGCUACAGUUCUUGGUUGUGUUUGUCUUGGCAUUGCCAGUCUUAUCUAUUUGCUGGCGGCGAUUCGGGGAGAACAGUGGGAGCCUAUUCUGCCUCGACCAGAGAGUAAGUCCCGUCCUGGAGAGAGCAUCAGAGAACCUCCUACUAACCCCCCACCGCGUCCUCCAGCAGAACAUCGCAGGAAGCGCCCAGAGAGCUCCAUAGAGGAUGCGGCAUAUGUCAACCCCAUACCUGUCUCACCCAACUCUUUUUAAAAGAGAGCUAUUAGAAGAACAUGGACUGAUGGGUUUUCUGUGAAACUGCUUCUCUACAGUAUGACAAUGUAGCAAAACUCAGAGGCGACCAAAUGAACACUUCCUAUUCUGAAUGAAUCUGUUUUAAAUUUUACAAGUUGAAUAAUCUUCUGUUGUGUUUCGUUUGUAAGUGAAUUUAUUUUCAAUCAAGUUCCUGUGUAAUUAAUAUAGUGUAUUUGGAUCAAUCACACAGGCAUUAGUAUUGGAAAUCAGGUCUUAAAUAAUGUAUUGGCAGUAUUGGGUAAAACCAUGCAGUGCUCGCUUUGUCAAGUAACCCAGAUGGCUACACAGUGGAAGGGAACCGAAACAGGCUGCUUGCUCUAAUGCACUUUACACUUAAACUAUUUUAGUAAACAACAGAUGGUACUGUGUGAAACCAAGUUGCCUGUAUAUUUAUACACAUUUUUAUAAGCAUUUUUAAAAGUAUUUUGUUAUUGAACAUGUACUGCAUUUCAUAAUUUACAUAAACAUUAUUGAUUGCAGUUAUUAAGCUGUGCUAUGAAUAUAUAUGUCAGAACAACAGGUUUUUCCCAGAAUAUAAAUUUAAAUACAGUAAUUUUGAAAGAUCAUUUUUUAUCUCUAUACAAAAUAUGUUUUACCUUUUCAAGCUGACUUAUAGUGUUUGGAUGGAAUGGCAACGCUACAUGUUUAAAAUAACACACAGGAAGUGCACAUUUAUUAAAGAUAAUAUUCACAAUGGAGGGAUAAUCACAAGAAGAACACAAAUAAACUGAAUCAAUACAACCAAACGAGUACCUUGAUGGGCCUGUCUAAAUAAUUUUGAUCCCUUUUUAUGAGGUGAGGUGGCUUGUCCCCUUGCCUGUCAAUCCAAUGACAAACCCCCCUCCACUUGCUUCUACUGUCUUACGCCCCCAAGACUAGGGCUGCACACAUCCUUUCUUUUGCUCCACAAUGCGUCUUCUAAAACAGACAUGGUAGCUUUCCUUGUGUGAUAAAUAUUAGACAUUGUUUCUGCAAUUUACUUAAGGCCUACAGAUGGUCAAAUUUUGUCACCCACCUUCCCCAAGUAUUCAUGAAGUGAAGUACACAUCAUAAAUAUACAAAAUGGAGCUGGGUGUAAGGAACCAGUGGAACAUUGAAAAGUGGUAUUUAAUGGAAAUUGAGAGUAUAUUCAUUUUCACAUAGGCGAAACGAAAAGCAGUGUGUCUGGUUUGCAAACAAUGUGCAGUGAUAUUGAAGAGGCACAUAAGAUAGAGGCAUUUUGACAGAACAGCAUUUUACAACUGUCAAGUGAUGAAAGAGGAAAGCUAGUAAAAUAAAUGCAGGUUGACCAGACUCUUAGGAUGGCUCAUCGUAUCAGCCAUAAUUUAAAUGUUUCUGACUUAGUAUUAUCAUAAUUUAGACAUGAUUAAAUUCUCAUGCGGUAACUGAUACAUUUCACUGUGCAAUCACAUAAGCUCUUGUCAAAGCAGACAAGACAUGACCCUUCUGUGAUUGUGAAGCUUGGGAGAUGGAAACUGUGAGGGUCCUAUGUUAACAUGCCCUUUAUCUAAAUAACUUGCUGUGCACCCUGUCAAAGAUCACUUCAUAUGAAUAGUACAUCUCUCAGAAACUUUCCGCCAAGAAAGGACUUUUUUAUCUUGUGUUUUUAUAACCUACUCGCCAUGGUACCUGUUAAAGACAGGUAAUAGACUAAUUAAAAAAUAUUUGCUGUCUCUUGCUCAACAUGUACCUUUAGCGUCUUUCCACUGUAUUUGCGUGUGUGUAAAUGUCUCUUAACUGGUGCUCCGUUUCUUGAGCGUAUUUCUUUUAAGCCUGCUUCUCAGACUCGGUCAUUAUUUUAUUUUAUAGGUUUUAUACAUGUCUUUAAAGGCGACUGUCUCAGCAUGGCCCAUAUGCCUUUCUCAUCCUUGUGCAUCUCACACUCGCACUUCCUCUUUCAUCGUGUCACCAAAACCAAACUGACCAAUCAGAUUGCUCAGAGGGACAGGACCCACCGACCUUAGUGUUUUACUAUAUAACAGAUAGUUCAGAAAAAUAAAAAUAAAGAAGGGUAUGUGGUAUGGGUAAAUUGAUAAUGAUUAAAGUGUAUUCUCUUCUGAAGUCUUUCAAAUAAACUGCUUUUGUUCACAUUACUAGGCAGUUAGUAUCAAUUGAAAUAUGCUGUCUAGGCCCCUUUUUCCUGAAAAAGAUUUAAAAGGUCUGAUUUGUGUCCUUGAAAAUAUGAUUCUUUUGCUCCUUAAUAGUUAAUAGCGCACUGGUUACGUGCUGGGUUGUGUUAUGGGCUGUCAUCAUGUCUGAGGCUCUUUCAUGCCUUGUGCCCAAUGCUGCUGGGAUGGGCUCCAG
Erpetoichthys calabaricus (reedfish) is the source of this 3080-nucleotide messenger RNA. RefSeq names its product cytochrome b-245 light chain (gene cyba). Gene Ontology annotation, biological process: superoxide anion generation. Lineage: Eukaryota; Metazoa; Chordata; Cladistia; Polypteriformes; Polypteridae. The transcript has 6 exons. The record is from RefSeq and is a predicted model, not a curated record. Gene Ontology annotation, cellular component: NADPH oxidase complex. Gene Ontology annotation, molecular function: heme binding. Bases 165 to 734 code for a protein of 189 amino acids.